Messenger RNA from Eimeria tenella, 1218 nucleotides. RefSeq lists its product as uncharacterized. Gene Ontology annotation, biological process: regulation of transcription by RNA polymerase II. The coding region runs from base 1 to 1218 and encodes 405 amino acids. NCBI's taxonomy places the organism in Eukaryota, Apicomplexa, Conoidasida, Eucoccidiorida, Eimeriidae. The transcript has 7 exons. The record is from RefSeq and is a predicted model, not a curated record. Gene Ontology annotation, cellular component: Set3 complex.
AUGGACUUGUGCUCUUUCUGCUGCACCGAUGAGGCUGACUUGGGGGUGGCCCCUUACGACCGCAUAGCUGCGCACAUAGGAUUAUCAGAUGACGACUUACUGGAUUUCGAAAGCGACAGCGCAGAUGCGCCUAGCUUGGCAAGAGCAGCAAAAAGAAAUAAAUCGCAAAAUAGAAAACUCAAAAGCCGCGUGAGCUCUGAGGUGUACAGACUCGAGGAGUCGCUGCGGCGCUCUCGCGAGCAGCAGGAGCUGCUGCGGCACCACAAGCAGCAGCAGCAGCAGCAGCAGCAGCAGGGCGUGCCCCGCAGGCACAGCAGCUCGCUGUCGCGCAGCUUCGGCAGCAACAGCAGCAACAGCAGCAAAAGGAACUCCACCGAAUCCGCACCUGCAGCAGCAGCAGAACCGGCCGAAGCAGCAGCAACAGCAGCAGCAAAACAUUCCAAGAGGGCCCCCAGCAGCAGCAGCAUCGCGUCCAGCAGCAAGCUCACGCAACAGCGCAGCAGCAGCCCGCCCGCCCCUGCUGCUGCUGCUGCAACAGCAGCAGAGCCUCUCCCGCAGCGUUUGCCUUCAGCUAGACACAAGCAGCAGCAGCAGCAGCAGCAAAAUGCUGCAGCACAGCAGCAAGAAAAUGGCGAAGCAAAAAGCCAAGAGAUGCGAAGACCCUCAGGGAUUAGGAGACUCAGCGACAUGUCUGAAGCAGAAAAGGCCAAGGAGAAGAAAAGGCUGCAGGCACUUGUGAAAGAAUUUGCAAAAGAAGCUGUUGCAGGGUUUGAGGUGACCCUCGUGGACAUUUACAAAGAAAAAACUUCAACUGCUGUCUUUUCAAUGGACCGGCACCUGCUGAACAUCGCAGUCACUUCUGCAGAAAGUCCUUUUCCGGAAUUCCCCGUCGCCGACAUUCGCGGAAUUUUAAAAGCAGAAGAUUUUUUCAAAAAAGAAAAAAAAGAAAAAGAAAAAAGUUUCUUCGAAAACUUCGAUAAAGGACUGGUUCUUGUGCUGAAAAGCCACGAAGAAAUGCUUCUGGAGUUUCCAGAAAAAGCAGACAGAGACAGAGCCUACGCCAGCUUGAAGAUCCUCAGGCAAGUGCAGCAGCAGCAGCAGCAGCAGCAGCAGCAGCAACAGCAGCAACAGCAGCAGCAGCUGCUGCUGCUGCUGCUGCGCUUGCGUCAAGAUCUCCUGAAAGUGCAGCUCGGGGCUUUAAAGGCAAAAUUAAAUUAG